AGCAGAGCCAAGCUGUCCUCUUUCUCUGUCUUCCUUCUAUCUCUAGAAAUUGUAAUAAAAAUCAAUCAGAAUCUUCAAACCACUCUCCCCAUACAUCAUGAUCAUCACAAUUUAUCAUUAUCACCAUCAUCAUUAAUUCCAUCAAAUAGGAAGAAAAGGAAAACUGCGUCAUCGUUCUUGCCCUACUUUCCAUAUCUCUGCUCUUUCAUCUUGCUUGUUGAAAUCUCUGCUUGGGUUUAUCCUAGUUUAGCAGUGACGUCUGGAUUCAAUUAUUCUGCAUAUUGGGUUUCUUUUCUUUUAAAAGAAUUCGUUGUACUUUGGUUGAUUUUUAUUGUUCUUGGCGAUUUUCUUUUUCAUGGUUGAUACAUGUGAUCGGAGGCCAGCUGUGAUGUUUUGUAGAUUACUUAUGUGAAGUUGUUGAAUUGGGGCUUUUGAUUAAGGUGAAGAAGAAAAACCAAAAGUCAAAAGGGUUUCUUGGGGGUUUCUGAAAGUUGAAUAUUGUUGGGGAAUGUUGUAUCUAAAGCAACCUACGGCUGCGGCUAUGGGGUUUGGAAAGUUGGGAGAGGGUGUAGAUUGUAUUGAAGAUUGAAAUUGAAUGCUAGAGUGACUGGUUUCCGAGCCCGAGGCUCGGGGAUCGCGAAGAAUAAUCAAGAACGAUGGCGGAUGUACUACCGAAUCUAAAGCAGCAGCAUCAUGAAGUUCAGCCUGAUUUCGCGCCUUCUUCAACCCCUUUGCCGACAACCGAGGGUUUUAUGCAGAAGUUUAGACUCUACGAGACUCGAUCGAAUUUUUAUAUGGUAGGAAGGGAUAAAAGUAGAACAUCUUGGAAAAUUUUGAAAAUCGACAGGUUGGAACCGUCCGAACUCGUCAUUCAUGAAGAUUCUGCUAUAUACACUGAAAGUGAGUGUUCUGAUUUGCUGAAGAGGGUACACGAAGGAAACAUGGCCACGGGAGGACUUAGAUUUGUUACGUCAUGUUAUGGCAUCGUAGGAUUCAUAAAAUUUUUAGGGCCAUAUUAUAUGAUGCUCAUUACGAGGAGGCGACAGAUUGGUGCAAUAUGUGGUCACAACGUGUAUGCAAUCACCAAAAGUGAGAUUAUUCCCCUACCAAAUGCAGCCGUUAGAUCCAGCAUGGCUAACUAUAAGAAUGAGAACAGAUACAAGAAGCUCUUGGGUAUGGUGGAUCUUACAAAAGACUUCUAUUUUAGUUAUUCCUAUCAUGUGAUGAGAAGUCUCCAGAGAAACAUGUGUGAUACUGAGACAGGACAAGUUUUGAAUGAAACUAUGUUCGUAUGGAACGAAUUUCUUACUCGUGGCAUAAGAAAUAUACUCCAAAAUACAUUGUGGACUGUUGCAUUAGUCUAUGGCUUUUUUAAACAGGCUACACUUUGCAUAUCAGGGCGGGAUCUCAAGCUGACUUUAAUGGCAAGGCGCUCAAGACAUUAUGCUGGUACUAGAUAUCUAAAACGCGGUGUCAAUGAGAGCGGCAGAGUAGCAAAUGAUGUUGAGACUGAGCAGAUUUUGAUUGAGGAUGUUCCUGAAGGAUUGCCAAUGCAAACUAGUUCUGUGGUCCAAAACCGUGGCUCAAUACCAUUGUUCUGGUCGCAGGAAACUUCCCGCUUAAAUCUUAAACCAGAUAUUAUUUUGUCAAGGAGGGACCAAGCUUAUGAGGCUACUAGACUUCAUUUUGAAAAUCUUGCGAAAAGAUAUGGGAACCCAAUCAUUAUUCUGAAUUUGAUCAAGACAAAUGAAAAGAAGCCUCGGGAGUCAAUUCUCCGCACUGAGUUUGCCAACGCCAUUGAAUUCAUCAAUAAAGAUCUAUCCGAGGAGAACCGCCUUAAAUUUCUCCACUUGGAUUUGCAUAAACAUUCCCGGAGCAAAGACACAAAUGUCUUAUCACUGCUGGCGAAAGUGGCUGCAUAUGCGUUGACACUUACUGGUUUUUUCUACUGUCAUGCCACACCUGAGAUGCUAUUGGAAGAGCAUUCUAAAUGGCCUAGCUUUGAUUGCAGGACUUUUGGUGCUACGGGCAUGUCCACUUCAACAUAUUCUCAAUCUGAUAGUGAAAAACACAAGGAUGAUGAGAUUGAGGAUUCAGAUAGCUCAGACAGCAAACCUACUGGAGUUGAUAACAUUGCUAAUACUAACACGUCUUUCAAGCCACCAAGGAUCCAGAAGGGAGUGCUUCGCACUAAUUGCAUAGAUUGCUUGGAUCGCACUAAUGUGGCACAAUAUGCAUAUGGUUUGGCUGCUUUGGGGCAUCAGCUGCAUGCUUUAGGUGUAGCAAAUUCAACGCGGGUUGAACUUGACGAUCCUUUGGCCGAAGAAUUGAUGGGUUUUUACGAAAGAAUGGGUGAUACACUUGCACACCAAUAUGGUGGAUCUGCCGCUCACAAUAAGAUUUUCUCCAAGAGACGAGGGCAAUGGAAUGCAGCAACACAGUCCCAGGAAUUUUUCCGCACUCUACAAAGAUAUUACAACAAUGCAUAUAUGGAUGCACAGAAACAAAAUGCCAUCAACGUAUUUUUGGGGCACUUUCAACCUCAGCCAGAUAAACCUGAUGUGUGGGAGCUUGAUCCAGACCAGCAUUACAGACAAUCAAAUAUUAAUAAAUAUGGAAGAUCACUUUUCAAAAGAUCAUGGUCAGAUGGGAACAUUCUUCAAGAAAGCCAUUCCCCCACGUCUACUCCAAACAUCAAUAAAGGUUUUCCAAGUGCUGGUUUUUCUGAUGAGUCCCAAGGAGGACACAAAAUUCUUUCUGAGUCAACACCUGAGAUGUCUACUCCGGACACAGAGUUAACAUAUGCUAGUAAUUCGCCUAUGCCUACGAGGGAGCUUUUUGCUGAAAUACAAAGAGAAAGACACCAUGAACAUGACAAUGGUGAUGGAAUUGACUGCUCAAACUUUGUUGACUUGGAUUGGCUAUCUUCUUCUGGAAAUUCAUGCGAGGAUGAUUUGUUGGAAAGAUCAAUGCUGACAGUCUCCCCGAAUGCGAUUCUGUCGUCAGAAAAUAUAGCCAGCGAAGCGGCUGGGGAAAGAAUGCCAUCCACCAGUGAAUGUGGCUCAAGCAUGCGAGGAAUGACAACAGGCGAGAGUUACAACGAAGCCCAUACUUACGAAGUACUUGAAGAAUUCUCGGAUAGCUUUGUGCGCUGGGUGACGUACGGUGAAGCACUCUGUCACUGAAGAGUUUUGUGGAUGACGAUUAUAAGACAAGAGUGAGAGAGUUUGAGUUUCUAGGUUCCGGCAGAAUGUGGUUGGUGAGGAGAAAGAUAAAAAUAUACCUCUUGAUUCUUUGGUCCCAUGAAAGCCACUAGAGAAUGUUGUCCGACCUCGGAAACCUUGGUCGACUCGUGUCCCUUGCUCAUGACAUAGCUAUCACAAAGUAAAUAGUUACAGCUUUUUAAGAUUCUUUCGCCAUCCCUUCAGCUUCUUAUUCUCAGCCUCUGUUUAAUUUAUGCAUAUCGUUGUCGUCGAGCUACCUGUUUUGUCUGAAUGCUUAGUAAUAUCUAUUUUUGUCGCAUAGUCGAGAGUUUCUCUCCA
This is a messenger RNA of Andrographis paniculata, 3542 nucleotides long. RefSeq names its product phosphoinositide phosphatase SAC3-like. The transcript has 16 exons. The record is from RefSeq and is a predicted model, not a curated record. Gene Ontology annotation, biological process: phosphatidylinositol dephosphorylation. Bases 657 to 3185 code for a protein of 842 amino acids. Gene Ontology annotation, cellular component: intracellular membrane-bounded organelle. Gene Ontology annotation, molecular function: phosphatidylinositol-3,5-bisphosphate 5-phosphatase activity. Lineage: Eukaryota; Viridiplantae; Streptophyta; Magnoliopsida; Lamiales; Acanthaceae.